Ctenopharyngodon idella (grass carp) is the source of this 2386-nucleotide messenger RNA. RefSeq names its product TAF8 RNA polymerase II, TATA box binding protein (TBP)-associated factor (gene taf8). Gene Ontology annotation, molecular function: protein heterodimerization activity. Bases 186 to 1112 code for a protein of 308 amino acids. Gene Ontology annotation, biological process: transcription initiation at RNA polymerase II promoter. NCBI's taxonomy places the organism in Eukaryota, Metazoa, Chordata, Actinopteri, Cypriniformes, Xenocyprididae. The record is from RefSeq and is a predicted model, not a curated record. Gene Ontology annotation, cellular component: transcription factor TFIID complex. The transcript has 8 exons.
AACUUUUAUUUUGGAAACAGCGAAACAACAACCUUCCGGUGGCCCUGUUGGAAAUUCUGAUAGGGUUGCCAUUUUCACUUAAUAUAUAUAUAAAAAAACAAAUACAGUCUUUAGGAAACGCAGAAAUGAGAAAUGAGUUUAUUUGCGAAUGCUAAACACCAGAGGAAAAACCACUAGAGUAAACAAUGGCAGACUCUGUAAUGAUGGGGAGCGCGUCUUUAAACUCCGGAAGCCGCUCUGGAAGCAGUAAGACCAGCACAAGUCCUACAGAAAACUAUCAGCUGGCUCGGAGACGCACACUGCAGGUGGUGGUCAGCUCUCUGCUGACAGAGUGUGGCUUUGAGAGCGCUGAGAAAGCUGCGGUGGAGACACUCACUGAGAUGAUGCAGAGCUAUAUCACUGAGGUUGGACGUUGUGCGAAGGCAAACUGUGAGCACACAGCUAGAAGCACCCCUACACUCUCUGAUGUGGUCAUCACUCUGGUCGAAAUGGGAUUUAAUGUGGAUACUCUUCCAGUGUAUGCCAAAAGAUCCCAAAGGAUGGUCAUAACUGCACCUCCAGUAACAAAUGCUCCAGUGGUCCCAAAAGCCCUCACGGCUGGACAGAAGCGCACUCAUCCAACACACAUUCCCAGCCACUUCCCAGAGUUCCCAGAUCCUCAUACAUACAUCAAAACACCAACCUUUCGAGAGCCUGUGUCAGAUUACCAGGUGGUGAGAGAGAAGGCAGCAUCACAAAGGAGAGAUGUGGAGCGUGCUCUCACACGCUUCAUGGCCAAGACCGGAGAGACGCAAAGCCUUUUUAAGGACGACAUCAGUGCAUUUCCUUUGAUCGCUGCAAGGCCGAGCUCCAUUCCUUACCUGAGUGCCCUGCUGCCCUCUGAACUAGAGCUACAGACACUGGAGGAGACAGAUUCAUCUGAGCAGGAUGACCAGACAGACACCGAAAACAACCCCAGUCACAGUAUCCAGGAUGACUCGGGUGCAGAUAAGGAGAACGCAGUGCUGCCACCUGGUGGUGUUGUGCCUACAGGAAAGGCCAAUGAAGAAAACAUGAUUGACAACCCAUAUCUACGGCCAGUCAAAAAGCCGAAAGUGAGAAGGAAAAAAUGAAAAUUGAUAUAUUGACUCGACUACUUCUACAUCAGCAGGUUAUGACGAAUGAUGACUUCUUAGCACUUGCUAAUCACAUUGUGCCCUUUGAAGUAACAGCUAACAUGAGGAGUCUUCAACAACUGCAAUUUGGAAACACACGGUGGUCCAUCAUGUUAAAGGGUUAGUUCACCCAAAAAUGAAAAUUCUGUCAUUUAUUACUCACGCUUAUGCCGUUCCAGACCCGUAAGACCUUCGUUAAUCUUCGGAACGCAAAUUGAGAUAUUUUUGUUUAAAUCCGAUGGCUCCGUGAGGCCUGCAUAGGGAGCAAUGACAUUUCCUCUCUCAAGAUCCAUUAAUGUACUAAAAACAUAUUUAAAUCAGUUCAUGUGAGUACAGUGGUUCAAUAUUAAUAUUAUAAAGCGACGAGAAUAUUUUUGGUGCGCCAAAAAAAACAAAAUAAUGAAUUAUUUAGUGAUGGCCAAUUUCAAAACACUGCUUCAGGAAGCUUCGGAGCAUAAAUGAAUCAGCGUGUCGAAUCCGCAGUUCGGAGCGCGAAAGUCACGUGAUUUCAGCAGUUUGGCGGUUUGACACGCGAUCCGAAUCAUGAUUCGACACGCUGAUUCAUUAUGCUCCGAAUCUUCCUGAAGCAGUGUUUUGAAAUCGGCCAUCACUAAAUAAGUCGUUAUUUUGUUUUUUUUGGCGCACCAAAAAUAUUCUCGUCGCUUUAUAAUAUUAAUAUUGAACCACUGUACUCACAUGAACUGAUUUAAAUAUGUUUUUAGUACAUUAAUGGAUCUUGAGAGAGGAAAUGUCAUUGCUCCCUAUGUAGGCCUCACUGAGCCAUCAGAUUUAAACAAAAAUAUCUUAAUUUGCGUUCCGAAGAUCAGCGAAGGUCUUACGGGUGUAAAAUGGCACGAGGGUGAGUAAUUAAUGACAGAAUUUUCAUUUUUGGGUGAACUAACCCUUUAAUGACGUUUGAUUCUUAUGACAGACUGUUCUGUACAUCUCAAAAAUAUUAGAUGGAAUUCACACAGACAACCUUCCCUAAAGAGUAGCACCCCUUACAGUUGAUUUUUGGCAGUGUGUUUUGAAUAAAUGAAGCAUCAUUUAGUUUUUACAGUUCUCCACACAUCAUAAACAUGACAUUCUCUUCUGAUUUGUGUUUAUUUGUUACUCAAUUGUAAAUGAUCGUAAUAAAUGUCUUUUAUUGUUUAUUUUAAGGCAUCCUUUCAAAAGGACAAGUUGAAAAUUAAACCAGAAUGUGGGGAUAAAGUAAACAUCUCCAUUAUGAA